Morchella importuna is the source of this 1746-nucleotide messenger RNA. RefSeq lists its product as uncharacterized. The transcript is spliced from 5 exons. Gene Ontology annotation, biological process: UDP-glucose transmembrane transport. The record is from RefSeq and is a predicted model, not a curated record. Gene Ontology annotation, molecular function: antiporter activity. Gene Ontology annotation, cellular component: cis-Golgi network; endoplasmic reticulum-Golgi intermediate compartment; Golgi apparatus. The coding region runs from base 1 to 1746 and encodes 581 amino acids. Lineage: Eukaryota; Fungi; Ascomycota; Pezizomycetes; Pezizales; Morchellaceae.
AUGGCGGCUUCCUUUCCCGCAAAUACAACCUCAUAUCCUUCCUCUUCCUCCGAAGAUUCUGAAGAAGACCGUCCCAAAAACCCACCUGUCGUUGGAAACAAGGCGUGUCCCCCAGAACCUUCGCCAAACCCUUCGUCCGCCUUCACCGAGUCCGGAACACAGAGGGCAAAGAAACAAAAAAAGAAGAGAGCUUUUUCAUCGAAAUCUAGACCUGGAGCCAGGAGCUCUACCGAUAGUUUCAGCUCGUCGGAGGUCGGGUCUCCGGUCGAUGACGCUGGACAGCCAAGGUUGGAACACGAUUCAGAAUCUGAAGACCUGGAAAUGAGCGACUAUCCACAUACCGGCGAUGAGGGUGAAUCAUGGGCUCCGAGCCCGGAUAGACGUAAAAGGGGUAAACGUAGAAGACGGGGCGGAUUGAACUUACGUGGUGGUGAUGGGAGUGUCGGUUUGGGUGAUAGGUUGGUUAUGGCAGAUGGGGAACGGCCAGUGAUAAGCGACGAAGAAAAGAAGCUUGCAGAUGGGAAGGUUAUUAAAGAUAUGAGUAUCAACGCGUUGUUUAUUGGUCUUUGGUAUCUGUUUUCACUUUUGAUAUCAAUCUACAACAAAUGGAUGUUCUCACCCGAUUAUCUCGAUUUUCAUUUCCCGCUCUUCACAACCUGUCUCCAUAUGAUAGUCCAAUUUUGUUUAGCUUCACUUGUUCUGUUCAUAUUUCCGCAUUUUCGCCCCAUCGGUUUCUUUGGCAAAACCUCAAUUGAUCAGCGCCCUAGUGAAGGUGGUCGGCUUUCCAUGAACAGCCGUGGUGAGGAACAGCGGAGGCAGAAAGCCGGGAUCAUGACAUUAUGGUUCUAUAUAACUAGAGUCGGCCCAUGCGGGGCAGCUACAGGGCUAGACAUCGGUUUGGGAAACAUGAGCUUAAAGUUCAUAUCUCUUGCAUUUUACACAAUGUGCAAAUCCUCCGUUCUCGGCUUUGUCCUCUUAUUUGCCGUUAUAUUUCGCCUCGAAAAGCUCACUUGGAAGCUUGUCGGUAUUAUUACUGUCAUGACGAUCGGCGUCUUAAUGAUGGUAGCUUCAGAAGCCCAUUUCGUCCCAAUCGGGUUUUUCCUCGUGAUUCUCGCCUCUGCCUUAUCGGGUCUUCGUUGGUCAUUGACACAGAUCUUACUUCUUCGAAAUCCAGCCACCUCAAACCCAUUCUCCAGUAUUUUCUUCUUGGCGCCCAUAAUGUUCGUCUCCAUAUUCCUGAUUGCUGUCCCUGUCGAAGGGUUUGGACCACUUUCGGAAAAACUUCAAGAAUUAGUUGCGCAGGAGGGCGUGUUAAAAGGGUGUGCGAUUCUGUUAUUCCCUGGUGUGAUUGCGUUCUUGAUGGUUAGCAGCGAAUUUGCACUCCUUAAACGCACCUCGGUUGUAACACUUUCAAUCUGUGGUAUCUUUAAGGAAGUAAUGACCAUAUCCGUUGCUGCAAUCGUUUUCAAAGACCCCCUCACACCCGUUAACAUCUCUGGUUUGUUCGUUACUAUCAUGGCUAUCGCUGUCUACAAUUUCAUGAAAAUUAAAAGGAUGAGAGAGGAGGCUCGGGGCGAAACCGCCGCCGCUAUUUCGGGGCCGGGUGCCAGCUCAUAUAUACCUGUAGAUGAGGACGAUGACGAUGAUGCCGUUUCCACAGCUUACGAUCCUGACCUUGAGGGAGAUUCGGUGGCGGGUACGCCUGCUCUUACAAGAGGCGAGACUGAGGGCGAUAGAUUGAUUUAG